AUGGAUGAUGUUAUAAGGAAGACCGACAUUUUCAUCAUCAUCGGAAUUGCGAUUGCGUGUGGAGUUUUUUGCGAAUUUUUAAGUUGGAUAUUCGUUUACAGAAAUGAGAAGUUUAUAAAGUUGAACGAAGAAUUAAAAAUAUUGUAUGAGAAAGUUCAGAAGGAGAAGGAAGAUGGGUUGCUAAGCAAAAUCGAUGGGAAUAGCAGCAACAGUAACAACAAAAAAAAAAUGAAAAAAAAAGUCACAACGGAAGAAAUAUAUAUUGAGAAAACCAAAACAAUGGCAACGCUCAAGACAAAGUCAAAUGUAAUAACGGGAUUAAUUUUUAUGUCCAUGAUGCCGUUGCUUUUUAGCUUAUUUGAAGGACUCACAAUUGCCAUUUUGCCUUUUAAGCCAAUUUUCCCCGUUACCUUACUAACGCACACGGGGUUACAGGGAAAAAAUUUGUACCAUUGCUCAUCGACCUUUAUUUAUACCCUAACGUUGAUGCUCACUAGACAGAACAUUCAGAAGUUUUUCGGAUACGCUCCACCAUCUGGAAUGUUUGGAGAUUUUAAGAUGCCGGACGAGGAGGGUGAUAUGUGGAAAUAG
This is a messenger RNA of Plasmodium coatneyi, 591 nucleotides long. RefSeq lists its product as uncharacterized. The transcript has a single exon. Gene Ontology annotation, molecular function: calcium channel activity. NCBI's taxonomy places the organism in Eukaryota, Apicomplexa, Aconoidasida, Haemosporida, Plasmodiidae. Gene Ontology annotation, cellular component: endoplasmic reticulum membrane; cytoplasm. The record is from RefSeq and is a predicted model, not a curated record. The coding region runs from base 1 to 591 and encodes 196 amino acids. Gene Ontology annotation, biological process: endoplasmic reticulum calcium ion homeostasis.